Yamadazyma jaroonii is the source of this 1521-nucleotide messenger RNA. Lineage: Eukaryota; Fungi; Ascomycota; Pichiomycetes; Serinales; Debaryomycetaceae. The record is from the annotation of a GenBank genome assembly.
AUGAUUAAAAGAAGGAAGAGAACGAAUAAAUGUGUUAGUUGUAGAAGGUUGAAGAUUUCAUGUAAUGAAGACAAACCCAGUUGUGACUAUUGUGUUUCCACCAACAGGGAAUGUGUUUAUGAACCACUAGUCAGCGUUCCCACUCCCAAGCCAGUGGUGAAAAGGAAAUCUACUCGGAAGUUGAAAUAUUCAUUAGACAAUGGGCCAACGACAAAUCCUUCCAAUAGCAUAAGUGAAAGCGUCGGAGAUUCAUUGGUUGUUAGUGAGACUUCAAGAGGAGCAAUAGGCAGGGAAGAAGAUUUCCUUCUCGAUAAUUUACAUCCCCAAAACAAUGACAUCAUCAAUACACAAUUGGCUUUGGCGACAUCAGACUUCAAUUCCAUGACAUAUCAACUAGGAAUGACCAGAUUCGAGUUACGUUUGACUAAAUUUUUCAGUAGCUACUUUCUUGACAAAAGAAUUGAAAUUCAUCAACUAGAUGAAGGUUUGAGAAGUAGAAUCAUAUCCAAAUGGAACUCAAAUAAAACUUUACAGAAUAUAAUUUAUGGCAUAUCGACAAUGUUAUUAUACAAGGAAUGUGAUGUCAGUAAGAUAUUGACAGAAGAUAAGGAAGUUGAUUCAAAAAUGAAUGCUGACUUUAGAAUAAUAACCAACAAUAACAGAUUGGACUUGUAUCUCAAAUCUUUGAACUACUUCCAAGAAAUGAUCAAACUAAUGCAACAGAAAAUCGACGAGUUGAUACAUUCGGACAACAAUUUCGGAUCAUUAGAGGAUGGUAUAGAACAUGUAAUCAUUUCGAUCUUGAUGUUUCUUUUCAUUUUGAUGGAACCUUUCAAGUUAGUCCCUUUGAUUUCGUUUGAUAAUGAACCUGAUGUCUUGGUAUUCUGUGCUGGUAUAUCUCAUUCCAUUUUCCCUAUAUCUGAAAAAUUGAUGUUCUUAACCCACGACAGGAAAAAUUUAGCAAAAUACAAAGAUAUAAUGCUUAUUUUCCAAGAUGAUCUCUCCCACAAGGAAGUCAACUACCCAUUGACACGUCAAUUACUCGGAGAUUUUCAUCUGUGUCGAAUUGCUGAUGGUUUCAAGAUAUUUCCUGGAGAGGAAAGCGAAUUGUCAAUGAAUGAUAUUCACCAUGCUUAUCUUUUGCCCAUUUACAGGUUAGAUGUUUGCAUAGAUAAGGUCAUGAAAUUGAAUAAUUCAACUUAUUUAUUCCGCUGGAUUUUUCUCAUGACAAAGGUGUCAUAUAAUAGAAUGAAAGAAAAAGACUUCUUUGGCUUGAAACUACUAUUUAUUUAUUGUUGUGUCUGUCUUUGGUGUGGUAUCGAUUAUUAUAACAAGAAUGACUCGAAUCCAUUGGUUGAUUAUGUAUUGUUCUACAAAAAGCAUAACUUUGAUACUUACGGUGAGUGGAAACAGCCAAGUGACAAGUUCUAUUACGAACUUACCAUAGACCAACAGUUUGUUUUCCCUAAUUAUUCUUUCGAUAUUUUGAACCAUUUCACGCCCGAGUCGUACCUGGUAUGA